Molecule: messenger RNA, 3107 nt
Organism: Cynocephalus volans (Philippine flying lemur)
Lineage: Eukaryota; Metazoa; Chordata; Mammalia; Dermoptera; Cynocephalidae
Gene: USH1C
Product: USH1 protein network component harmonin
Exons: 27
Coding region: 44-2743 (899 amino acids)
Biological process (GO): retinal cone cell development; sensory perception of sound; inner ear auditory receptor cell differentiation
Cellular component (GO): photoreceptor inner segment; stereocilia ankle link complex; stereocilium tip
Molecular function (GO): protein binding
Source: RefSeq, a predicted model, not a curated record
AGGGAGCUGGUCGUGCAACGACGUGGCCCCAUCCAGCCAAGCCAUGGACCGGAAGGUGGCCCGAGAAUUUCGGCACAAGGUGGAUUUUCUGAUUGAAAAUGAUGCAGAGAAGGACUAUCUCUAUGACGUGCUGCGGAUGUACCAUCAGACCAUGGAUGUGGCUGUGCUCGUGGGAGACCUGAAGCUGGUCAUCAAUGAGCCCAGCCGCCUGCCACUAUUUGAUGCCAUUCGGCCCCUGAUCCCACUGAAGCACCAGGUAGAAUACGACCAGCUGACCCCCCGGCGCUCGAGGAAGCUGAAGGAGGUGCGUCUGGACCGUCUGCACCCCGAAGGGCUCGGCCUCAGUGUGCGUGGGGGCCUCGAGUUUGGCUGUGGGCUCUUCAUCUCCCACCUCAUCAAAGGCGGUCAGGCAGACAAUGUCGGGCUGCAGGUAGGGGAUGAGAUUGUCCGGAUCAAUGGAUAUUCCAUCUCCUCCUGCACCCACGAGGAGGUCAUCAACCUCAUCCGAACCAAGAAGACUGUGUCCAUCAAAGUGAGACACAUUGGCCUGAUCCCUGUGAAAAGCUCUCCCGACGAGCCCCUCAAAUGGCAGUAUGUGGAGCAGUUUGUGUCAGAAUCUGGGGGCGGGUGGAGCAGCCUAGGCUCCCUCGGGAGUCGGGAAAACAGGGAGAAGAAGGUCUUCAUCAGCCUGGUGGGUUCCCGGGGCCUUGGCUGCAGCAUUUCCAGUGGCCCCAUCCAGAAACCCGGCAUCUUCAUCAGCCAUGUGAAGCCUGGCUCCCUGUCUGCUGAGGUGGGGUUGGAGACAGGAGACCAGAUUGUUGAAGUCAAUGGCAUCGACUUCUCCAACCUGGACCACAAGGAGGCCGUGAACAUCCUGAAGAGUAGCCGCAGCCUGACCAUCUCCAUUGUAGCUGGAGCUGGCCGAGAGCUGUUCAUGACAGACCGGGAGCGGCUGGCCGAGGUGCGGCAGCGUGAGCUGCAGCGACAGGAGCUUCUGAUGCAGAAGCGGCUGGCCAUGGAGUCCAACAAGAUCCUCCAGGAGCAGCAGGAGAUGGAGCGGCAAAGGAGAAAGGAAAUUGCCCAGAAGGCUGCAGAGGAAAAUGAGAGAUAUCGGAAGGAGAUGGAACAGAUCGUGGAGGAGGAAGAGAAGUUUAAGAAGCAGUGGGAAGAAGACUGGGGCUCAAAGGAACAGCUGCUCUUGCCUAAAACCAUCACAGCCGAGGUGCACCCUGUACCACUUCGCAAGCCAAAGUCUUUCGGAUGGUUUUAUCGCUACGAUGGCAAAUUCCCAACCAUCCGGAAGAAAGGAAAAGAUAAAAAGAAAACCAAGUAUGACAGCCUGCAGGAAUUGAAAAAGAAUAAGAAGGAACUGGAGUUUGAGCAAAAGCUUUACAAAGAGAAAGAGGAAAUGCUGGAGAAGGAAAAGCAACUAAAGAUCAACCGGCUGGCUCAGGAGGUGUCUGAGACAGAGCGGGAAGACCUUGAGGAAUCGGAAAAGAUUCAGUAUUGGGUGGAAAGGCUCUGUCAGACUCGCCUUGAGCAGAUUUCCUCUGCUGAUAAUGAGAUUUCAGAGAUGACCACAGGGCCCCCGCCUCCCCCGCCUUCUGUGUCUCCCCUGGCCCCACCCUUGAGACGCUUCACAGGUGGACUUCACCUCCACACCACCGACCUGGAUGACAUCCCCUUGGACAUGUUCUACUAUCCCCCCAAGUCUCCUUCUGCCUUGCCUGUGAUGCCCCACCCACCACCCUCCAACCCACCCUCCAAGGUCCUGGCGCCACCUGUCCUUCCCUCAUUAGGCCAUGUGAACACCUCAUCCUCGCCCUGGGUACAACACACUCCACCCCCCAUCCCCAUCCCUCCCCCACCGUCCAUUCCCACCCAAGACCUCACGCCUACCCGCCCACUGCCCACGGCACUGGAAGAGGCACUGGGCAACCACCCCUUCCGUGCUGGGGACACAGGCAAUCCAACAGAGGACUGGGAGGCAAAGAACCACAGUGGCAAGCCCACCAAUUCCCCUGUCCCUGAACGGAGCUUCCCACCCACCCCAAAGACAUUUUGCCCAAGCCCACAGCCUCCACGAGGCCCUGGCGUGUCCACCAUCUCCAAACCUGUCAUGGUCCACCAGGAGCCUAACUUCAUCUACAGGCCAGCUGUAAAAUCCGAGGUCCUGCCUCAGGAGAUGUUGAAGAGGAUGGUGGUUUAUCAGACAGCAUUCAGACAAGAUUUCCGAAAGUAUGAGGAAGGCUUUGACCCCUACUCCAUGUUCACCCCAGAGCAGAUCGCAGGGAAGGAUGUCCGGCUCCUGCGCAUUAAGAAGGAAGGAUCCUUAGACCUGGCCCUGGAAGGCGGUGUGGACUCCCCAGUUGGGAAGGUGGUCGUCUCGGCUGUUUAUGAAGGGGGGGCUGCUGAGCGGCACGGUGGCAUUGUGAAAGGGGACGAGAUCAUGGCGAUCAAUGGCAAGAUCGUGACAGACUACACCCUGGCCGAGGCUGAGGCCACCCUGCAGAAGGCCUGGAAUCAGGGUGGGGACUGGAUUGACCUUGUUGUUGCUGUCUGCCCCCCCAAGGAGUACGACGAUGAGCUCUCUUCUCGUCCCUCCUCUGCAGCUGAAAGCCCCCAGCCAGUCCGAAAGCUCCUUGAAGACCAUUCUCCCGUGCACAGACAUGGGUUCCUCCUGCAGCUGGAGCCCACGGACAUUCUUCUGAAGUCCAGAAGGAGAAACCGAAUUCACCCCUAGAAGACAAUGAGCUCUGGACCCACCUCCCAAACACAAAAGCCAAUGACCAUCCUUGAAAGAGUCCAGCCUGCAGGCACCAGAAGGCAUCCCUGUAAACUCAUACCCAGCACCCAGGAAUUUCAAACUGAACCAGGCCCUGAACUAGGGCUGGAUAAGAAACACUGAGGGCCUCUCUUCUGAGGGCCACGAUGGGGGAGGGAGCAACCAGUAGCUCUGGAGAGGGCCUUAGGGAUCUGGUCCUGUGAAUUUGGUCUCUCCCAGUCCUGGGGGACUCCUGCCUUAAGCCCUAAUAGGACCCAACUCCUGAGUCUCUCUCCAUCCCUCUCCUCCUGCUACUGCUGUAAUUGCUGCCAGGAUCACUGCU